This is a messenger RNA of Aspergillus clavatus NRRL 1, 2394 nucleotides long. Its product is annotated as putative kinesin family protein (KlpA). Gene Ontology annotation, biological process: microtubule-based movement. NCBI's taxonomy places the organism in Eukaryota, Fungi, Ascomycota, Eurotiomycetes, Eurotiales, Aspergillaceae. The transcript has 3 exons. Gene Ontology annotation, molecular function: microtubule binding; ATP binding; microtubule motor activity. The record is from RefSeq and is a predicted model, not a curated record. Bases 1 to 2394 code for a protein of 797 amino acids.
AUGGCUGGUUCCCGCAAGCCCAAUGGACACUCGAUCAGCCGCCCCGCAACGUCGCUGGAUACCCACGAAGAAGAAGAUCUGGCGGCAAGCAUCUUGGGAAAGAGAAAGGGUAGGCGCCAAUCCCUCUUCUCAUUAUAUGAUUUAUACCCCCUCUCUGCAUCUAUCACCUCGUGGAGCGACCAGGAUGCCUCGCGUGCGUGGUCUAGCUCAUGUACGAUGCUUCCUGGUGUGCAAGAAGCGUCUGUACGGACUGACCAAGGCGAGGUGUCCCCAAGCGCUGCGAAGGAGGAGUUAAAAGCAAACCCCGUUUCCCAUGAUAUAUUGGACCCCAGAUUACUGCGCCCCCGGCAGGAUGGACCCAAUAAACCCCUCGUCUCCAGAAUCCCCAAAUCCACCACUCCCGUGAAACCAGGCUCCGAGAGAGCUAUAUGUCCCUCCAAAUCACCCCCCAAGAAAAAACAAACCCCCAUGAUACCCUUUCUACACAAGGAUUCCUCGAUCAAGACCUUUAACUAUUCUACAGGCGCCGAAUGGGAUCAAGAUACCCGUGAAAAAACGAUGGAAGAAUUCUUCAACGCCUUUGUAUCCCGCGUGAGCCAAGCCGGACAAGAAAGUUUUGGAUUGAAAGAGACAGUCGAACUAUACAAGAGCAGAGUGAGCGAGCUUGAGACCUGUCGAAAGGAGCUAACCGACGCCAACCUCUCGUUGCGCGUGGAAAUCGAGACCACGAAGAGCCGACUUGAAGCCACAACGAACGCUUUGAAAGAUGCGAGACGAGACCACGAAAUUGCUCUGGAUGAUUCGGAACGACAGCAGCGUGCGGAGGUCGAGACGAUCCGACAGGAAAGCCGGAGGGAAUUGGAGGCAAUGAAUCGCCAGCACCAGGACGCCAUGCGAGAGCUACAACGCCGCUUCGAGCAGGAACUCGAUGACGAAAAAGCGGUGCGACAACAGGAGAUGAACCAACUCAAUUCUCAGACAGCACUUGACAUGCAACGAUCCCUUCUCGAAACCGAACGCAAAGACCGGGAGAUUUUGACGCUUCAAAAUCAGUUACAAGCGAUUCGGGAAGACCUGGAGCGCGAGCGAAAGACCAACCACAACCUCCGCCAGAAUCUGGACACGGCAAGCACCAACGGUGUUACACUGGAGUCAUCGGUUCGUGCAUUGAAGGCCAGAAUUGAGUUCUUGGAGUCUGGACGUGAAGAGCAAUCCCAGGCAUUCGAGCGCCUGAACCAGCAGAUGAUGGAUGCGCUGACUGAGACCGAAGCAACCAAGGAGAAACUGAGAAAGGAGGAGACCAUGAGAAGGAAGCUGCAUAAUCAAGUGCAGGAGCUUAAAGGCAACAUUCGGGUGUUCUGCCGUGUGCGCCCUUCCUUGCAGUCGGAGAGAGUGGAAGCGGCCCAGAUUCAAUUCCCGGACCAAGCAGAAGAGUGCAAGGAAAUUGCUCUGCUAGGACCCGAAGAGAAGAGUAGUCUGGGUACCAUCACUCGCAAGGCGAAUAACUUCGCCUUUGAUCGUGUUUUUGGACCUUCCACCCAGAACGCAGAGGUGUUUGACGAGAUCAGCCAACUGGUGCAAAGUGCCCUUGAUGGGUACAAUGUCUGCAUCUUCUGUUACGGCCAGACGGGUAGUGGCAAGACUUACACCAUGUCUUCGCUGGACGGCAUGAUCCCUAGGGCAGUGCACCAGAUCUACGAAACCGCGCAGAACCUGGAAGAAAAGGGCUGGAGAUACACGAUGGAAGGUAACUUCGUGGAAGUCUACAAUGAGAAUCUGAACGAUCUGUUGGGCAAGGCGGAAGAGUUGGACAAGAAGAAGCACGAGAUCCGUCAUGACAUGCAGCGAUGUAAGACGAUGAUCACCGACAUCACCACCGUUCGUUUGGACUCGCCCGAGAUGGUCGAGUCGAUCUUGAAACGGGCUGCGGCCAACCGGUCCGUCGCAGCCACCAAAGCCAACGAGAGAUCUUCUCGAUCGCACUCGGUCUUCAUCCUGAAACUGCUUGGAGAGAACAGCAUCACCGGUGAACGCAGCGAGGGAACCCUGAACCUUGUGGAUCUGGCUGGUAGCGAACGGCUAAGUCACAGCGGGGCAACUGGAGAGAGACUGAAGGAAACGCAGAGCAUCAACCGCAGCUUGAGCUGUCUGGGCGAUGUCAUUGCAGCCCUUGGGCAAGGGAAGGAAGGCGGCCAUAUUCCCUAUCGGAACAGCAAGCUUACCUACUUGCUCCAAUUUUCGCUGGGCGGAAACUCCAAGACUCUCAUGUUUGUGAUGGUUAGUCCAUUGCAGGCGCACCUUUCGGAGACGUUGACCAGUCUCAAGUUCGCGACCAAGGUGCACAAUACACAUUUUGGCACAGCCAAGCGCCAGACCCGUGUUCGCGAUGUUUAA